This is a messenger RNA of Triticum dicoccoides, 766 nucleotides long. RefSeq lists its product as uncharacterized. The record is from RefSeq and is a predicted model, not a curated record. The transcript is spliced from 3 exons. Lineage: Eukaryota; Viridiplantae; Streptophyta; Magnoliopsida; Poales; Poaceae. The coding region runs from base 250 to 561 and encodes 103 amino acids.
CUCUUUUCCUCACAGCCCGCUCUCCACCGUGACGCUAGGGUUCCUAGCCGCCGCCGCGCGCACAGCCGGCCAGAGCCACCUCCACUCCGGCGCCCAUCGAUAGUCCUCUUCGCCGUCGCCCGGAGCUGCUCCGCCCAUCUCUGUCCGUUCCCGAGUGGACUCGGCCCGCCCAGCAGCCCCUCCACGCCGGCCGGCCGGAGCUGCGCCGCCCACCACAGCAAAGGGGUGGGGGUAGGGGGGGCGUAGAGGAUGGGGGCAGUAACGUCACACGGUGGAGGUCACUGGUCACCACCUGUGGCAAAGAUUUGCAGGGAGUGCAAGGUUGUUGUCGGAUGCUCAGGAAUGCAGCGGGAGUUCGCCUGUUCUCGGCUUCCUGUUCGGAGUUGUAUAGUGCCACCCCUGUCGACUCCACCGGCAGCGGGAUCCAGGUCCAACUCCAGGAUAUUUGAUUCAGUAAUCAGCUUCAGUUCCAAGUUUCAGUGCUUCAGAAAUAUUGGUUUUGGUAAUCAGCUUGCCGAGAUGGUACCUGGACAUAAUUUACUUGCGUGCUAUAGCGUGUAGAAAAUUGUCUAGUUAAAUUGAUCAGUGUACAAUCUCUCGCUAAUAGCAUAUUUUCAGAGGCCACGCUAUUUUGUAUAGCACGCUAUUCAUUAGAUCUGUCUACUCCUGUAUUUUCAGUUACCUGUGUGACUGAAAAAAUACACUAUAUGUCACUAUGAUAUAUUUCUUAAGUUAUGUAUAGAACCUCUGCCUAUAUACUUGGAUC